Messenger RNA from Prunus armeniaca (apricot), 213 nucleotides. NCBI's taxonomy places the organism in Eukaryota, Viridiplantae, Streptophyta, Magnoliopsida, Rosales, Rosaceae. The record is from the annotation of a GenBank genome assembly.
AUGGGUGCUGAUUGGGGACCAGUCAUUGUUGCUGUGGUCUUGUUCAUCCUCCUUUCGCCAGGGCUGCUAUUCCAAUUACCAGCAAGAACUAGGGUAAUGGAGUUCGGAAACAUGAUGACAAGUGGGAUUGCUAUUCUGGUUCAUGCCGUCAUAUACUUCUGCAUACUGACCAUCUUGAUCAUAGCAAUUGGUAUUCACAUACAUGUCAACUAA